AUGAAGCCCCUCAUUGCAGCGCCCGCUCUCGGGCUGAUGAUCUUUCGGGCUUACUCUAAGAAAUCAUUAACGACCGGUGGUCUCAUUGCAGCCACCCUCACAGGCAUCGCCCAUGCAGUACACCCGUGGAACCUGCCUUUCGCCCUCCUCUGUGUCUUCUUUCUCGCCGGCACUCGAGUUACUCACGUGAAAGAAGAUGUCAAGGCAAAGCUGACCAUGGCCUCGAAAGGCACUUCUGGUGGUGAAGGGCCGCGAAACCAUAUUCAAGUCCUCGCGAACUCGGCCGUCGCCUCGAUCCUCUCUAUCCUCCAUGCGUACCAGCUCCGACAACGCGCGGCGUCCGUUACCCAACAAGAAGCCGUUCCCGAAGGAUCGUUCUGCUUCGCCUGGGGCGGUGACAUCCUCGUCAUCGGUAUCAUCGCAAAUUACGCCGCCGUCGCUGCCGACACCUUCUCGUCAGAGCUUGGUAUUCUCGCCAAGGGUCCGCCACGGCUGAUCACGUCGCCCACUUUCCGAAAGGUGCCACCGGGCACAAACGGCGGUGUCACACUUACGGGACUGGGUGCGGGAUUGCUGGGAAGCAUGAUCAUCGUCGUAACAUCUAUGCUGUUCUUGCCCUUCUGCAACGAAACAACAGCCGGGAAGCUCGGCGGGGGUCAGCCGUGGACGCUGCCGCAGAGGAACACCUUGAUGUUCGCCCUGACACUGUGGGGUGCGCUUGGCAGUGUGCUCGAUUCGGUCCUCGGGGCGGUAUUCCAGCGCAGCGUGAGGGAUGUCCGGAGCGGGAGAAUAGUCGAGGGUGAGGGCGGCGAGCGCGUCCUCAUCUCUUCUCCAGCCCGCAAGUCGGAGCACAACCUCAAGCGGGCGGAGGUCAAGUCCGCCGUUCUCAGCGGCGAGGGCAAGCGCGCGGUGGAGAAGACGGGGAGCUCGGCAGUGGAUGACGCCGAGGGCGUGGACAAGUACGAUCCCAAGAACAAGCACCGGAAAUCAAGCUUUGGUGACGAGAGGCCCUCGAGAGUGGUCGAGUCCGGCUGGGAUAUUCUCGACAACAACGAUGUCAACUUUCUGAUGGCGUUCUCCAUGUCUCUGGGCUCGAUGAUCAUCGCGUCUUGGUAUUGGGGCCUGCCUCUGCAGGACAUUCUCAAGUUAUAA
Molecule: messenger RNA, 1152 nt
Organism: Diaporthe citri
Lineage: Eukaryota; Fungi; Ascomycota; Sordariomycetes; Diaporthales; Diaporthaceae
Exons: 3
Coding region: 1-1152 (383 amino acids)
Cellular component (GO): membrane
Source: RefSeq, a predicted model, not a curated record